Molecule: messenger RNA, 720 nt
Organism: Schistocerca gregaria
Lineage: Eukaryota; Metazoa; Arthropoda; Insecta; Orthoptera; Acrididae
Exons: 2
Coding region: 1-720 (239 amino acids)
Source: RefSeq, a predicted model, not a curated record
AUGAACAAGAACGCAGAAAAGAAGAUGUCAAUGGAAGCAGACCAACUGACUGCGCCACAACAGCCAGCCCAUGCAGCACAUCAGAAGAUUCCGCCGAUAAUCAUACUUUACAAGGAAUCAUACAAGACGUUGCACACAUGGCUGAAAAGGCACUGCAAAGCAUCUUUCACCGUCAAGCAGACGGGCGGAGAAACACUAAAACUGAUCUUGAAUACUACGGAGGAUUACGUAAAGGUUGUGUGCAAACUCGGAGAAGACGGCAUUCCGAUGUAUACCACGCCAGCAGUCCGACCACCGACGCUGAAGACUCUGAUUAAAGGAAUUCCCGUUUCAUUAACGGACGCAGAAGUCAAAGAAGAACUGGAAGAACUUGGAUACAUAGCAACACUUACAGAACGUCACCGAAUGCCGGGAACAAAUCAGAUGACGGAACAUCGGGUCGUCAUAUUACCUGACAUGCCAGACCACCGCAGCAUCUUUCAGCUGACACGAAUCUACGACCUCUCAAUCAAGGUUGAACGCCUGCGCCGCUCGCGCGGACACGUUCAAUGCUUCCGCUGUCAAGGCUUCAAUCAACGGACCACGACAGCAGAGAGUGCAAGAGACCGAAAGAAGAAGCGCCACCGUGUGGACUACGCGGCGGGGCGCAUCCUGCCAACUACCACACCUGCCCUAGACACAAGGAAGCCAGUCGAAGAUUCCGUGGUCUGCCACCAAUGA